Messenger RNA from Gekko japonicus, 3752 nucleotides. RefSeq names its product discs large homolog associated protein 5 (gene DLGAP5). The record is from RefSeq and is a predicted model, not a curated record. Lineage: Eukaryota; Metazoa; Chordata; Lepidosauria; Squamata; Gekkonidae. Gene Ontology annotation, cellular component: nucleus; spindle pole centrosome; cytoplasm. Gene Ontology annotation, molecular function: microtubule binding. Gene Ontology annotation, biological process: centrosome localization; mitotic spindle organization; signaling. Bases 130 to 3291 code for a protein of 1053 amino acids. The transcript has 20 exons.
GGAAGCGGAGGUUUGGUCGGUCGCUCGGUCGGAGGCUGGGGCUCGUGAGGGGAUUUGGUCACCCUUUUAAAGAACAAGCAUAAGAGUCGUCUUUGGAUUUUGUUGCUUUACAUUUUCAGAAUAAGCAAGAUGACCUCCAAUUUUGCCACUCGGUACAAAAAGGACCUGAGCACGGAGGCCCUGAAGACGAAACUGGUCCGCAGGAAAUCCGUCCUGCAAAAGGAGAGCAGGCAAAAGCAGUUCAACAAGACCAGGCAGUUUGGACUGGCUGACGUCAACACACAGCACACGAGGGACAGGGAGCUUUCUCGCCUGGAGGAGACGGGCGAAGCGCACUCGCCGGAGAAGAGCAAGGGAAAGCCAAAUCAAAUAACGAAUGCCAAGAUCUGUAGUAAGGAGCGGCUGGAAAUGCUCCAGCGUUACAAAGCUGAAAAAGAGCUCCGGAAACUGAAGGAACAAAGAGAGAAGCCCGUGUUUAAGUGUGGGCGAUACAAGCCGGAAAUGCCUUCCUUUCUUCCCCAGCCCUCACAGAUCCCUGUGCUGAGCAAGCCGAAAGAGAAGGCAGCACCGCUUCCAGAACGGGUAACGCGAUCGAAGGCAAGACCCCAGGCGUCAACGAUGGUGCCGAAGGGUACCGGUAAGGGGUCUGGCCUGCAGCCCCCUCAACACAGGCACGUGGAAAAACCGGCGAAAAAAGAGAGCAAAGGGGCUCAGCCUGCGGUCCCCGCACCCACCAGUGGAAGAAUUACAAGAGCAACAGCUGCUGCUAUGUCCAAGAUACCACAAGUCUUGAAACCGGCUGUGACUGCAGGUAAUCAGGCGCAGAAAAGGGUGACCCGCAAAGGAAAGCCGCAGACAGAGAUCAAAAAUGAGGAGGCAUUACAUGACAUGAAAGAGGAUGUUCCGAUGGAGCCCAUAGAAGAGAGGGCUGACCUCCAACUUGCUUCGGCUGAAGGCACUGGGGAGUCUGAGGCCUCUCCGGAGAAGGAAAACGUGCUGCCUGUGUCUUGCGUCCCAGCUCUCCCUCGAAGAAGAGGCCGUUCGUUUGCCCCACAGAACUUUCUCUUUAAGCCUCUGGAGGGCGUGGCCUCCUACAAGAUCUCUCCAUUGUCCCCCUCCAGGGCCAGCAUGUUCCUGUCGCCCAACCUCACUUGGAGCCCUGCCAAGACCACCAGGAAAGUCCCGAAGGAAGACGCCAAGGAGCCCACACCAGAGGACCGUCGUUCAGAAAGCGAACCUUCCACAGUGCCGGACGUGACCGAGGACAUUCCGGAAUGCCAGUCUGCCCUGGAGCCCCAGGAGGAGGAGGAGAUGGAACCUGCGCCUAAUGAAACGACAAUGGCCAUUACCGGCGCAACGGAGGCCACCCAGCGGCCCGCCGACCUUUCGGCACCUGAAACGUCGGACACGACAGGAGCACCGCAGCACGACGUGCGUUAUUUCAGAAACGUGCUUCGCUCUGAAACAGAGAGGCUCUCCUUGUGUUGUCUUGAAUGGGACGGGACAGCCGAGACGGACAUCCCAGAUGAUGCCCAAGAUCUUGUCCGGACGACUGUCGGGCAAACCCGGCUGCUGAUAGCAGAGAGAUUCAAGCAGUUUGAAGGGCUGGUAGAUAACUGCGAGUUCAGACGUGGGGAAAAGGAGACUACGUGUUCGGACCUGGACGGGUUCUGGGACAUGGUCGCCUUCCAGGUGGAAGAUGUGAAUAAAAAAUUCGAGAGCCUGAGGAAGCUCCAGGAGAACGGGUGGCAAGCAGCUGAAGGCAACCAGGAGGCCAAGCAGGUCCCCAAGAAGAAGACUGCCUGUCCCAGGGCCACCAGAGUGACGGGCAGGUCUGUCGGAAGGACGGCUGCCCGGAAACGCCUCGCCGCGAUCAAGGCGAUGAUGAAGAACAAGGCGAGGCAAGAGGGGGCGGCAGCCGAACCAGCAGGCCAGGAAACUCCACAGAAAGAAGAGGAGCCGGUCACCUUUGACGGAGGGUUCUUCCGGGUCGAAUCUCCUGCCAGACUUCUCCUAGGCCAAACUCCCAAAUCGGCCACCAGGUCUUCCCGGCGGUCUUCCAGACGGGCUACGCCAAGAUCCGCCAGCCGAGCCUUUCUUCGGAGCUGUGUGGACACUUCAGUCGCACGACUGGGCACGCCGGCAGCCUACAGAAGCCACCCUCCUUUGCCCAACCCGGAUGCAUUUGCAGGCCUUUCGCGAACGGAUCUCAGUCACAUUUUUGAUCAAAGUGACACGCAAGCCGCAGAAGGAUCCAGUGCCGCAGUAGACGGCGCGGCAGAAGAGGCGGGCGAAACACAAACGGCCUCCUCCGACAGCGCCUCUCGCUCUAGUGAGACGGACAACUCGGAUCCCGUCGAUUCCCGGGAGGCAGAAAGCCCUGACACUGAGACGAACGAGUCCGAUAUCGCGGAAGAUGUUCAGCAGACCGUGGUGGAUCUGGGCGUGGCGUGUACUCCCGACAAGGAUGUCCGGGGGACAGAAAGUCUUGACGCGGAGAAGAACGAGUCCAAUAUCACAGAAGAGGCUCAGCAGACCACGAUGGAUCUGGGAGGAGAAGGUGUGAUGUGCAGCCCUGAAAAGGAUAUCCGGGGGCCACAAAGUCCUGACACUGAAAAGAACAGGUCUGAUAUGGCAGAAGAGGUUCAGCAAACCACAAUGGAUCUGGGAGACGAGGGUUCGUUGUGCAGUCCUGAGAAGGACUUCGGGGGAACAGAAAGCCCUAACGCUGAAAAGAACGAGUCUGAUAUGGCAGAAGAGGUUCAGCAAACCACAAUGGAUCUGGGAGACGAGGGUUUGUUGUGCAGUCCCGAGAAGGAUUUCCGGGGAACAGAAAGUCCUAAUGCUGAAACGAACGAGUCUAUUAUCGCAGAAGAGAUUCAGCGGACCACGAUGGAUCUGGGAGACGAGGGUUCGUUGUGCAGUCCCGAGAAGGAUGUCUGGGGAGCAGAAAGUCCUGAUGCUGGAAAGCACAAGUCCGAUAUGGCAGAAGAGGUUCAGCAGACCACGAUGGAUCUGGGAGACGAGGGUUCAUUGUGCAGUCCUGAGAAGGACGCCCUGUUCGAAGGGGCUUCCUUUCAGGGUGAAGAACACCACACCCCAGCCCGGCAAACAGGCCCACUCCUCGAUGACUCCUCCUGCAGCAGCGGGACCCCAGUGGGCAAGCCGCACCUGGACUGCAGCCUUUUCUUCACUCCCCUCAAGAACGAAGCUCAGAAAUUCGCGGCGGUCGCUCCGGGCAACGACCUGAUUGUGUUUUCUCCCCUUCCUUUCCCAGCCGGAGAGAAGUGAGGGGCUUCCUUUCUUUUCCCCUUUCGCACCGUCCGCUUGGGACAGGUACCGGUGCAUCUACGCACUGAGUAAACGGGUCUCUCCGCCUUAUAAAUUCUAGCCGAAUUUACUCUGCGGCAUUCUAAAGAAGGGGUUUCCACUUAAGCUGUGCCCUGCAGGGUUUAACUGGCUCAUGACUGCUGACUGGGUAGGGAGUUGCUCAGAUGACGACCUUCUGCAACAGGAGAGACUGUUGCUGAGACGCCAGGCAUCUAAAUGUGAGUGCCUAGUUAGUUCCCAGCUGUUUGAACGGGCCAGAGUUAACUGUGAUAUUUCAGGCCCUGUAAGCCUCUUAAUAAUUAUUCAGAGGUUUGACUUGCCUUCAAAAAAAAUGUGUGCGCUCAUAAAACCAGAAUGCUUUUAUAGAGUUCUCUCCCCCCCCCCCUUUGGCAUACUUCAAAAGCAUUAUUAAAGUUACGUUA